GGUAUUUUCUGUAAACAAAUUAGAGCCCCUGCUGACUUACAACUUUUAGUUUCUGUUUUAGUUGGCCGAUUAAAUCGGCCGAGUGUGAAACCGGUAUAGCGUUUUAUGGCACCGCGCAUACAAUGAUAUACCUGUUUUAGGGGGCUCAAACAAAUCAAUAAAAACCGGUAUGCUAACAGGAAAACCAUGUUAGUUACAACUUAUAAAACGAACCGUGGUAUUUCCCAUUCCCAUAGUCUACUUUUACCACUGUUACAUACACGCACCACGAAGAUUUUGAAUAAACAAUGAACGUUUAAAAUUAUUUAGUGAAAUUUAAACUUUGCUUAGAACGAAAGUGCUGUGAUACUAUCAGAAGACAAAUACUUUUACUAAAUUAUUUAGAGAAGAAAGGCAGAGAGUCCAAGCAAUUGUCUUUCUUAGCACACAUUGAAAUGGAUGAUGUCAAAAGAAAAGCUCUGUUUGUAUGUCUUGGGAACAGUUGCCGAUCGCCAAUAGCGGAGGGAGUAUUUCAAAAGACAGUGAACAAGAUGGCACAGGGGCAUCUGUGGGAGAUAGACAGUGCAGGCAUUGCAGACUGGAACGUUGGCUACCCACCCACCAACAGAGCACAGAACACUAUGAAGAGACAUGAUGUGCCGUACAAUAAUGUGGGCAGACAUAUAACGCUGGAAGAUUUCAACAAUUUUGAUUUCAUAUUCGGCAUGGAUGAGAGCAAUAUGAAGGACCUCAGAGAAAUGGCACCUGAGGGAUCUAAAGCCAAAAUAUUUUUGCUGGGAGAGUUCGACCCAGAGGGCGAGACAAUCAUUAGAGACCCUUAUUUUGAUAACCACGCAAGAGGUUUUGAGAAGUGCUACGAGCAAGUUGUGAGAAGCUCCAAGGGAUUCUUGGAGUGGUUGGCGCAAAGGGACGAUAUGUGAUACAAUAGAAUAUACAGGUUUUGAGAAGUGCUACGAGCAAGUUGUGAGAAGCUCCAAGGGAUUCUUGGAGUGGUUGGCGCAAAGGGACGAUAUGUGAUACAAUAGAAUAUACAUCAAUAUUUAUUUAUUUAUACAUAUUUACAAAUAUUUUUUUUUUAUUAUUUUUUAUAUAAUAAAGAUGUACUUAAAUGGUAA
Messenger RNA from Bicyclus anynana (squinting bush brown), 1115 nucleotides. RefSeq names its product low molecular weight phosphotyrosine protein phosphatase. The coding region runs from base 435 to 920 and encodes 161 amino acids. Gene Ontology annotation, biological process: protein dephosphorylation. The record is from RefSeq and is a predicted model, not a curated record. Gene Ontology annotation, molecular function: non-membrane spanning protein tyrosine phosphatase activity; acid phosphatase activity. Gene Ontology annotation, cellular component: cytoplasm. Lineage: Eukaryota; Metazoa; Arthropoda; Insecta; Lepidoptera; Nymphalidae. The transcript is spliced from 5 exons.